Messenger RNA from Stylophora pistillata, 1620 nucleotides. Its product is annotated as piggyBac transposable element-derived protein 4. The record is from RefSeq and is a predicted model, not a curated record. Lineage: Eukaryota; Metazoa; Cnidaria; Anthozoa; Scleractinia; Pocilloporidae.
AUGGCGGCCAAUAUUGUAUUUGUUGAUGAAGGAACUAUUGAUGAAGUUGUCGGCGGAGAGGAUAGCGAUUUAGAUGAAAAUACGGAUAAUUCUGAAAGCAGUGAAGAAGAAGAUGACAGAAGAGAAGAAGACAGUGAUGGCGAGGCGGACAGCGAAGAAGAAACCGAAGAAGACAACUGGGUCCUUGGCGAUCGCAUCCCGCGAAGGCUUGACUUCACAGCUGAUCGAGGGUUGAAUGUGGAGCUUCCUAACAAUCCAUCAUUCUCUGACUACUUUCAUCUCCUCUUCCCCGAAAACCUAUUCAACGAGAUUGCAUCCCAAACAAAUAAAUAUGCUACGGAAACAAUCGCAUCUUUACAGCGAAGAGGUCGUUUACCUCAGCACUCGAGAUUUAGAAAUUGGCCUGAGGAUGGUGUGACAGCUGGUGAGAUAAAAGCUUUUCUUGCCAUGAUCAUUGCAAUGGGCCUGGUGAAUCAAGAGAAUAUCCAGGAUUACUGGUCCAUCGACGAGGAAGGGUAUGACCCAAUAAAAAAGCUUGGCACUAUAUACAGCGUUGUCACUGGGAAAUUUUCAGAUGUCUGGAAGCCAGGCAAAAAUAUUUGCAUUGAUGAGGGAAUGAUUCCAUUCAGAGGAAAGGUGCAUUUCAAAGUGUAUAAUCCUGACAAGCCAGAUAAGUAUGGUGUUAAGUCAUACCAGUUGUGUGACUCAAGUAAUGGAUAUUGUUGUAGGUUUGAAAUUUACACUGGUGUAAACCCAGAACCACCCAGUGCUAAAGGAAAGACAUAUGACUUAGUCAUGAGGCUCAUGCAACCUUAUUUGAAUGUGGGUAGGUGUUUGUAUGUUGACAACUACUACACAUCACCUACUUUAUUUGCUGAGCUCUAUAGGCAGAACACUGGGGCCUGUGGAACAGCCCGCUACAGGAAAGUUAAAUUUAAGGACCGCAGAGUUUUCCAGAUGCUGUCAUCAGUUCAUUUUGUUGCGGAUGUAGAAGUUGGCCGAAAUCACCCUGGAAUUGGCCGCCCAAUAACUAAACCUGAGAUUGUCCAUGACUACAACAAGUUCAUGGGAGCGGUUGACAGGUGUGAUCAGAUGGUGGCCUAUUCUUGCUUCAGGCGACGCACCAUGAAAUGGUGGAAGAAAGUGUUCUUCCACCUGUUUUCCUUAAGCAUCCUUAAUCCUUACAUCCUGUACAAGCAAAGAACCCGGUCACCUGUGCUGCAAAGGACUUUUAGAAGGGAGCUUGUGAAGGAGCUUGCUAGGAAUUCUGGCAUCUCCCAUUCUCUCACUCCGAGAGGCCGCCCAAGGAGGUCAGCUGAAGGCUUAACCUGUCUUCAAGUUGGAGGUCACUUCCCAGAGAAAAUAAUGGGCACUGGGAAGAAGUCCAAGAUCACACGGGCAUGUGUGGUUUGCUUUCCUGCCCAAAAGAAGAUCCUAAAAAGGGCAGGAGAGAAAAGGAAGAGGCCAGGAAAAGAGUCCAGCUUUCAGUGCAGUGUCUGUAAAGUAGCCCUAUGUAUACAGGACUGCUUCCAGUUGUUCCACACUGUUCAGAACUAUGUUGCUGCCUACAUUCGAAGACACGAUGCCAAUAAUGACAAUGAUGAUGCUGAAACUAACUGA